GGUACGCAGCGCUGGGUAGAGUUCUCACGACUGAGAGGCGUUGCGCCCCAGCUCCUGAAAAACACACAGAUACGGACUCGCGUUUGACAUUGACAGUCUGGGGAAGUUUAAAAUUGACCCUGGAUAUCCGUCAGCUCGUUAUGAUCAUCACAGAGAAAACUUUGACUUGAAGAAAAGUAAUCGCUGAGAAGAAGCUCGCUUAGAAUGGCGGUGUCUGACAUGGCUUCGUAGGUGCUGUUCUUGGCUGACGUCCACACCUUGUCGUAAGCCUGGAGACAAGCUGUUGGGAGAAUUCAGGACAGGGUGGACGGAAGAGACCGACAGACAGACCGACUGGGCAGAACUGUGGCAUCUGCUGAAUCCAUCGAGGCAGCUCUCACCAGGUGGUUCGUCCCUUUCUGCUGACCAAAGAGGAAGAGUGGAAGAGAGAAAGAAAGAGAGAGACGGAGAGAGAGAGAAAGAGAAAGAGAGAACAUCUUGCUGCCCACAGGGCUUGUGGGGAUGUUUUCCGCUGCUGCGUUCAGGCCUCUCAUUAGGCCACUGGUCCCAGUGCUGAGGAAUGGAUAGCCCUGCUGUCGGUCACCAUGGCUAAUGCUGGCAUUAUUACACCCAUUCUUCUGGUGUAUUGGUUUAAGACUCUUUGAAGUGUCUCUUUUUUCUGUUUCUUUUUGUUCCAGUUUGUCUUCGGAAGCAGCAGUGGGAUUUGGUAUAUCCACAUAUUAACAUAAAGCCUACUGAGAGAAGGGCAGCUCUGUCUAUUCUUGGACUAAUAACCUAAAUCCUAAAAGAUAUGCUUAUUUAUUCAUAGUCUUUCUUUGGUCACUGUAACAAUUUUUUUCGUAAAAGAUUUUGAGGAAGCUGCUUUUUUGUUUUUGAACGAUUUUCACAAAAAAAAGAUAUGGCAGCAACGUAUCGUGUUGUGGUGAGCAGCAUCAACUGCUACAACAGUGUGGUGAUCGACCGGCGACUGCAGCACACCGUGCACUACUGUAACGGGCCAUGCGGGGCGCUCAAACACGGACUGAGCUGCACCGUGGCCCACAGGAGCUCGUGCGCCGAACUCCUUGACGUCCCUCCGGCCAGCGCGCACAACAACCCGACGAUCCACGAGCCAAUCAGCAAGACACUGGAGAACGGAGGCUCCGCGCCAGGAGUCUACUGUGACGACUAUCACCAGACGUUCCCCGGUCGCCUGAAGAAGGGGUCGGGCAUGCAGAGCUCGGGCAGCCUCAAGGACAUCACGGGAGAGGCCAUCAACUUGGCCAGCGGCAAGAUGAAGGAGUUCUCCUUCGAGAAGAUCAAGUACUCCACCAGCCACGUCACCUUCCGCAAGGGCCGCAAAGUCAGGCCGGAUUCCUUCAGCAGAAGGUCGACUGACCUGGACAUCAUCUAUGGCCACUUCGCCGGUGGAGGUGGUGGCGGUGGCGUCGGCGGCGUCGGAAACGACGAGAACUGUCCCCCCUUCAGCCUGAUGCAGAAGUCAGUGAUGGAGGAGCAGAAGCUGAGCCGCAGCAACUCACUGGAACACAGCCUCAACACGAUGGCCUCGCUCUACCUGAGCAGCCUCACCGAGGAGAACCUGAUCGCCCGCAUCCUGGAGAAGACCAAGGCCGACAGCGGCGCCUCGGGCGAGGACAUCAAGGCCUGCCUGGACAUCCUGCUCAAGUGCUCCGAGGACCUGAAGAAGUGCACGGACAUCAUCAAGCAGUGCAUCCGCCGCAAGGCCACGGGCGACGGCGACAACGACACCAACCCGGACGCCAUCUACAAGAACGUGAUGUCGCGCCUGUCUGGCUACCUCAAGCGGCUGCCGCUGGAGCUGGAGCACGGGCGGCAGGAGCACAGCGACCUGGCCGAGCUGGUCAGCGCGCUGCACAGCCUGCAGCAGAGCACCUUCUCCCCCAUCUUUGGCAACGAGCAGCCGCCCCGGUACGAGGACGUGGUCCAUUCCCCACCGCCGUCCAAGCCGAGGGCCCCGAACGCGGUCGCGGUCGCGCCCGCCGCCCCGACCUCGGCCUCUUCUCAGACCGAGCGCCGCGACGUCUCCACUCAGGACUCCAUGGGAAAUGUGAAAGUCGCCAAACAGGUGUACGGAGGGGGGGCGCCGGCUCACUCGCCCAGCAACGGCGUGCACCAUCACGGUGUGCAGACCGUCCCCGCGAGCUCGCUGUCGUACGCCCGCCAUGACGCCCUCUCGUCGGUCAACUCUCUCCUCUCCUGCAGCACCGACAGCAUCUGUAAGGACACUAUGGAGGCGCUGUACAUAGAGGAGGAGGCCGACCUGGGCAGGGCGCCCGAGAGGGAGAGAGGGAUGAUGACCAGCGCCGCAGAGCUCAAGCAUUUCGCCAAGAAACCCAGCAGCAUCCCCGAGCUGCCGAGUGGCACUGGCAUGGCGUCGAAUAAGCUACCCGAGAUCAGCAGAAGUGGCGCAUCGUACAAACCAAAGGCCGAGUCCGGCGCCGGGCAGAUGUACGCCCCGGCCAAGACCGCAAGCGCUGAUCCCAGGACCUUUUCCAUGCCCACCGCUCACCAGUCCAGAGGCAGUAGCGAGGACAUUGACAAGCUGCUGAUGGACCUGGAGUGCCUCUCUCAGAACAUGCAGAAGGAGCCUCCGCUGCCACCUAAGAUGAAGAACCAGCACCUGAGACAAGCUGGGCAGCAGCAGCAUCAACAGCAGCAGCAUCAACAGCAGAAGCAGCAGCAGCAGCAGUCCAGUGGGACUCACACCUUCAGCAGUGCUUGCUCUGGAGCCAAUGGGCCAGUCUCCUCCAAAGCCCCAGGUGUCUCCGUGGCUCCACUGUCCAACGCCAGCGGCGGCCCUGAGGAGGGUGGGGAGGAGGACGACGGAGAACUCCUGCUCAGGAUCCUGGAGAGCAUCGAGAGCUUCGCCCAGGAGCUGGUGGAGAGCGGCGCAGUCACUGGCACCCAGUCCAAAGAAAAGGAAGUGAUGCGUCUCCUCCAGGACACACUGGCCACCACCGCUGCUGCCACUUCCCCUACCCCUGCUCUUGCCCCUACCCUUACCCCUGCUCCUUCCCCUGCUCUUGCCCCUACCCUUACUCCUGCUCCUGCCCCAGCCCUUGCCCCAGCCUCUGCCCCUGCCCCUGCCCCUGCCCCUGCCCCUGCCCCUACAUCUACCCCUACCCCUAAACCUACCCCUACCUCUACCCCUGCCCUUGCCCCUGCCCCUACACCUACCCCUGCCCCUGCCAGUGAUAAAGUAGACGCUGCAGCAUCACCAGAGCCUGCCGAACCCCCAGCGUCUCCUCCUAAAGCCCCAGGUCCAGUUCCAGUUCCCGUGCCUGCUCCCACUCCUGCUGUGGCUCCAGCUCCAGCUCCAGCUCCAGCUCCAGCUCCCGCUCCUCCGUCCGUUCCCAUGCCCACCACAUCAGCUGCUGCGCCCCCUGACCCUGUGACCUCUGCUCCUGACCCCGCGACCUCUGCCCCUGAGGUGACCGAGACAGGCUCCACACUGCUGAUCCAGCAGACUCCUGAAGUCAUCAGGGUACAGAAUAGCAAACCAGAGAAGAAGCCUGGCACUCCUCCUCCAGCUCCUGCCCAGGCCCCGUCCUCUCCAACCCCGCGUGCCCUCACGCCACCACCCCCUGCCAACAAAGUGGUCGUGGCCCCCCCUCCCAUCUCCAUAAACAUUCCACGCUUCUAUUUCCCCAAAGGCCUCCCCAACUGCUCUGCCAACUAUGACGAGGCCAUUGCCAAAGUCGAGAGCGCCUUCACGGAGUUCGAAGAGGAGAAAGCGGACAUUUACGAGAUGGGCAAGAUCGCUAAGGCCUGUGGCUGCCCUCUGUACUGGAAGGCGGCCAUGUUCAACGGCGCUGGAGGGGAGAGAACCGGCUUCGUCUCCGUCCACUCCUUCAUCGCCAUGUGGAGGAAGUUGCUGCACAACUGCCAUGAUGAUGCAUCAAAGUUUAUUCACUUGUUAGCCAAACCAGGCUGCAAUUACCUGGAGCAGGAGGACAUGAUCCCAUUACUACAGGAUAUAGUGGACACCCAUCCAGGGCUGACCUUCCUGAAAGAUGCGCCUGAGUUCCACUCUCGCUACAUCACAACAGUGAUCCAGCGGAUAUUCUAUACGGUGAACCGCUCCUGGACGGGGCGCAUCUCCAUGAUGGAGCUGAGGAGGAGUAAUUUCCUGCAGACCCUUGGCCUUCUGGAGGAGGAGGACGACAUAAACCAGAUCACAGACUACUUCUCCUAUGAACACUUUUACGUCAUCUACUGUAAAUUCUGGGAGCUGGACACUGACCAUGACCUCUUCAUUGACCCCAAGGACUUGGCCAGAUACAAUGACCACGCUUCGUCCAACAGGAUCAUUGAGCGGCUCUUCUCCGGAGCGGUCACAAGAGGGAACUCCGUGCAGAGGGAAGGGCGCAUGAGCUACGCAGAGUUCGUCUGGUUCCUCAUCUCAGAGGAAGACAAGAAGAAUGCAACCAGCAUCGAGUACUGGUUCCGCUGCAUGGACGUGGACGGGGACGGCGUGCUGUCCAUGUACGAGCUGGAGUACUUCUACGAGGAGCAGUGCGAGCGCAUGGAGGGCAUGGGCAUCGAGCCGCUACCCUUCCACGACCUCCUGUGCCAGAUGCUGGACCUGGUCAAGCCAGAGUGCCAAGGUAAAAUAACGUUACAUGACCUCAAGCGCUGCAGGAUGGCACACAUAUUCUUCGACACCUUCUUCAACCUGGAGAAGUAUCUCGACCACGAGCAGAGAGAUCCAUUUGCAGUGCAAAAGGAUCUGGACAGUGACAGCCCAGAGCCGUCUGACUGGGAUAAGUAUGCUGCGGAAGAGUACGAGAUCCUGGUGGCCGAGGAGACGGCCAACGAGCAGCUCCAAGAGGGGUCUUUCGAUGACGACUAUGAAUCUGAUGAGCUCACAGUUCCUUCAGAAAUUGGGAAUAAAAUGGACAAGCUGGUCAUAUCUGACCUCUCUGCAUAAGCUCUGGAGCGCUGUGGCCUGUCCUCACCUGCAGGAGGACAAAGAAGAAAUAUAUUCAGAGAAAGACAGAGAGGGAGGGGGCUAGUCAGUCCACAUCCUCUCUACUACUGAAAGGGAAAACUGCCUUUUUCUGCAUUUAAACAAUGAACUUUUAAGUACAUGUGUUUGUACAGCUGUCAGUCUGUGUGCGUGUGUGUAUCUGUGUGUGUGUGUGUGUGUGUGUGUGUGUGUGUGUGUGUGUGCGAGAGAGAAAGUACAGUAUGUGUGUGUAUGGGGGUUCAGGAGCGCUGAUGUCUAAACCAAAAGGCUUUCUGUUAUGUGCAAUAUGUCUUAACAUGUAAAGCGAAUCACAUUUUCCACUUCUGCAGUGAAAUGGUCAUUUUCUGAGCCCCCCCUCCCCAACCCCCCAAAACAAACUGCCAGCAGAUGUCGUCCAUCAUCCAUUUCAAGACCCAUUUUGUGGGAAAAGUGACCGUAAACUGGCCUUUGAAGUAUGAGGACAUCAGCUACCACGUGUUACAACGGAGCGAGAGGAAGGUGGACAUACUCUUGUGUGCUUUGUGUUGUGCCCAUUGUUGCUGCAAAGAAGCUCGACUCGACUCCCAAACUCUCUCUAAAUCGAUUUACGUAUUCUAUCAGUGUUUGGUGUCGAAUGGUGUAGCUUCCUGCUAUACUGAAAGACUGUGAUGGCACACAGAAACUGGCCUUUUAUUUUCUAUGUCAUGUUGGAAACCUUUCCUGUGAACUGUGAUAGUUUAUGAGGCGUUGCGCCUCCCUGUGGUCAAAUGUCAUACUGCACAGAAACAGCCCAUGGAUUAUAUUGGCAAUGGGGAAUAGUACUAGUCUGUGAGUUGUGGUGACUUACAAUGCUUAUGGGACACGGCCUGUGAAAAAUAACAGGCCUAAGCUCUAAACAUUUCCACAUGCAGUAGUAUGUCUGUGUCUAGCAUACAAUUUAGACUGUAGGCUGGGGGCUUAGUCCAGACAAUCUUGAAACAGUAUUUACUGUUUCAAACUCCCGCUCCAAGCAUUUGCAGAAGUUAAUAUUGCCGUCAACUAGGACUCCAUGUUCAGCCAAGAAUCCUUCUUAAAAUAUGAGAAAGGCUGGUCUUGUAGUCAAGGGGGCUCAGAGGACUUACAUUGCAAUAUUAAUUAAGUUUGUGUUCAAAACUGUCCUGCUGGAUAUAUGUAUAGCUUCAGAAUAUGACAGGGAUUCCUUCAGAAAUUGUAAAAUGACUGAAAUGUUAGGCUGAUUAUUAUUCUUUUUUUUUUUUUUGAUGAUGAUGAUGGCUGUGCCAUAUCUCACAUCAUUCACGUCCUGCACAGUCACAGACAGUCACGCAUCACAUCACAUCCCAUCACAUCGCCGCCAGCAUCACCAAGACAUCACUGUACCGUGACUAUUGAAGCGCAAUCAGGCUUCACAUCAAGUCAAAUCAAGUUUAUUUAUACAGCGCAUUUCAUAUGCAGAGGUCAUUCAAUGUGCUUUACAUCAACAAAAUGUUGCAUUGCGUUGCGUUGCGUUGCAUUGUGCUGCGUGUCAGUGGCAGUGGUCCCCCAGAUGCCAUGCUGAAGAGGGCCGAUCAGGCAGCUGGGGACUCCAGGCUGCCAACAGGAUCUGAUGGCUGACGUGUCCCCCAACAUCACCAGAGGCUCCACCCCAUCCCUGCUCUCCGCUUCUCUGUGGAUGGUCGAUGUGGCUCCUCCAGUCCUCCAGCACUCAAAGACAGCCAGCACCCUCUCUCAGUGCUGCUCCCAGUGGACAGUUUCAGUGUGCACACUUGUGUGUUUCUGUAAUUAGUGUAAUAUAUUUAUAUAUGCUAAAAGUGCAUAGUUCUGCAAGCCAUUGUCAUGUGUGACAGCUAGCUGCCUGUGUACUGUAGUUGAAUUAUUUUUCUGACCUUAUAGUAGGACAUUUAUUUUAUAUAGCCUCUGUAAAUGUCUGUUUUACUUGUUUUGUCUUUCCCAUGUGAUCAACUCAGCCACUGAGUGGCAAAGCAAUUUUAAAUUAUGAUAUGUCUGUGAUUGCCAGUGUUAUCUUAUGUGCAGUACGCUGAAUCUGUGUGUAAUUUUGUUAUUUUAUUUUUGAGGGAAUUUUGUAUAAAUUCAUUACAAGAUGACAAUCAACUGGAUACUAUUUUAUCUGUGUUUGUAGCUCUCCUUCAUAGUCUGCAGGUCUAUCUGAGCAAUACAAACUGCUGUAUCAAUCAGGCCAAUUAGUACACAACUGAGAAACACUGCCAAAAUCAAAACUUGAAAUUGAACUUGGAACCCAUGGUCACAUUCAUUAUUCUAUGCAAAAUUACACCCUCUGUAUAAAGACCUCGCAGCUACGGAAUCUGUUUUGAGAAACUCUCGAGUGUUAUCCUUUCUCUUUUUGAUUUAUUUUUUAUCUUUUCCACGUUUUCCUUUAUCUCUUUGUAUGCCUUGCUUGCCUAUGGUGAGGAGUGGUGGGUAGCUGCAUUUCCUGAAGUGCUCUAAUCGAUCCGUUCUUGUAUUAGCAUGACUUUAUUUCUCUAUCUCUCUCUAUCCUUCCCUUCUACCCUCCUUCAUCCUUUGUUUUAUUUUCUUUGUGCCUUUUUGGAAAUUAUUAAAUUAAAUAAAGAUAUGUAAGAACUA
Molecule: messenger RNA, 7570 nt
Organism: Sardina pilchardus (European sardine)
Lineage: Eukaryota; Metazoa; Chordata; Actinopteri; Clupeiformes; Clupeidae
Product: serine/threonine-protein phosphatase 2A regulatory subunit B'' subunit alpha-like
Exons: 15
Coding region: 899-4951 (1350 amino acids)
Biological process (GO): protein dephosphorylation
Cellular component (GO): protein phosphatase type 2A complex
Molecular function (GO): calcium ion binding; protein phosphatase regulator activity
Source: RefSeq, a predicted model, not a curated record